AUGAGGUUUCUGGCCCUCGGCCUCUUCUGCCUGUUGUGCGUUAAUGCAGUUCGGCUGGACAGGCGCCAUCCCGGACCCAUCACAGCCAGAAGGCAAAAUGAGAUUACUGUCAAAACCAAAGCCGUGGAGAAUCCUUGCAAAGCCACCCCGCUGGAUUUUGUCUUUGUCAUCGACAGCUCCAGAAGCAUCCGCCCCAAUGACUAUGAGAAGGUCAAGACCUUCAUCAUCAACCUGAUUCAGUUCCUCAAGGUUGGCCCUGAUGCCACACGGGUUGGUCUGCUCCAGUAUGGUAGUGUGGUCCAGCCUGAGUUCUCCCUCAAGACCUACACUCAUAAGGCUGAGGUGGAGCAGGCGGUGAGGAACAUGCAGCACCUUGCCACAGGGACCAUGACUGGUCUGGCCAUCCAGUACACCAUGGAGACUGCCUUCACAGAGGAAGAGGGAGCGCGACCAGCGAACUUGCACAUCCCACGAAUUGCUAUGAUUGUGACUGAUGGGAGGCCUCAGGACACGGUGGAGGAGAUUGCGGCUGAGGCGAGGCAGGCUGGCAUCCAGAUCUUUGCUAUCGGAGUGGGCAGGGUGGAUACGAACACCCUGAAGGCCAUAGGGAGCGAGCCACACUCUGAGCAUGUGCACCUGGUGGCCAACUUUAGCCAGAUAGAAACCCUCAUCUCCGUGUUCCAGUCCAAACUGUGUGGAGGUUCAGAGAUGUGCGAGGUUAUGGACCAUCAGUGCCAACAUAUCUGUGUGAGCAGCCCUGCUUCGUACAGGUGCAAGUGCAGGAAAGACUUCACCCUCAACCCUGAUGGCAAGACAUGCAAAGAGAUUGAUCACUGUGCUGCUGGCGCCCAUGGGUGUGAACAGGACUUCACGAAUACCGAAGGCUCCUGCGUGUGUAAAUGCAGAAAUGGCUACACACUCAGACCUGAUGGGAAAACUUGCAAGAAGAUUGAUCAGUGUGCUGAUGGCGCCCAUGGUUGUGAACAGGAGUUUAUAAAUACAGAGGACUCCUGUGUGUGUAAAUGCAGACCAGGCUACACACUCAGGCCUGAUGGGAAGACAUGCAAGAAGACUGAUCACUGCGCUGAUGGGAAACAUGGCUGUGAACAGGACUUUGUGAGCGCCGGAGAUUCAUGCGUGUGUAAAUGCAGAAAAGGAUACACACUCCAACCUGAUGGCAAAACAUGUCAGAGUCUGGAUCCAUGUCAGGCAGUGGACCAUGGCUGUGAGCAUCAGUGUGUCAGCACCGCUGGCUCCUACACCUGCAGGUGUUUUGAGGGAUUUAUGUUGGAUGAAGAUGGGAGGAGCUGCAAAAAAGCAGAGUGUGGCGAUGGAGUAAUGGAUCUGGUUUUUGUGAUUGACGGCUCUAAGAGUCUGGGCCCUGCCAACUUUGAGCUGGUCAAACAGUUUGCAAACGGCAUUGUGGACUCACUGGACAUUUCCAAGACAGGCACACAUGUUGGCCUUCUUCAGUAUUCCAGCAAGGUCCGCACAGAGUUCACCCUGGGCCAGUACGCCACAGCGCAGGACAUCAAAAAGGCUGUGACCCGGAUGCAGUACAUGGGGAAAGGUUCUAUGACUGGCUCAGCCUUACGCCACAUGUUUGAGUUCAGCUUUUCAGCCAAAGAAGGCGCCAGGCCGAACAUCCCACAUGUCAGCAUCGUGUUCACUGAUGGAAGAUCACAGGAUGAUGUUUCUGAAUGGGCUAAUAAAGUUAAAAAGUCUGGAGUCACCAUGUACGCCUUGGGUGUUGGCAAAGCCAUCGAACAGGAGCUGAGAGAAAUAGCGUCAGAGCCUGAUGAGAACCACCUAUAUUAUGCUGAGGAUUUUGGAAAGUUGGGAGAAAUCACAAAGAAGCUCAAGUCCAGGAUAUGUAAAGACAAACCAUCUGAUGUAAACAUGUGCAAGUGCGAGAACGUGUUAAUGUUUCAAAACCAGGUCACUGAGAAGCUGAAGAACCUGGUGCAGAAUAUUGAAGCCGUGUCAGAGAAGCUGGAGACACUCGAGAAUCAACUUGCGCACAAAUAAAAGGCUGAGACCCGUCCUUCUCUCUUUUGACCUGCAGCG
Molecule: messenger RNA, 2067 nt
Organism: Xiphias gladius (swordfish)
Lineage: Eukaryota; Metazoa; Chordata; Actinopteri; Istiophoriformes; Xiphiidae
Product: matrilin-2-like
Exons: 11
Coding region: 1-2028 (675 amino acids)
Molecular function (GO): calcium ion binding
Source: RefSeq, a predicted model, not a curated record